Molecule: messenger RNA, 3528 nt
Organism: Lichtheimia ornata
Lineage: Eukaryota; Fungi; Mucoromycota; Mucoromycetes; Mucorales; Lichtheimiaceae
Exons: 20
Coding region: 1-3528 (1175 amino acids)
Biological process (GO): mRNA splicing, via spliceosome
Cellular component (GO): spliceosomal complex; intracellular anatomical structure
Molecular function (GO): RNA binding; ATP binding
Source: RefSeq, a predicted model, not a curated record
AUGAGCGAUCACAAAGAAGCUGUCGACGAGUUCACCCACGACAUUGCCAUUGAGAUAUCCCGUGCACUCAACAUUACCAAUCCAAACGACUUGUUGGCCAAACGAGUCAUUCAACAGGCGAAAAACAACAAGUUUGACAAGUUUGCCGAUGCAUGCCAGACAUUUGGUCGAUUCAAGCGAGAGUUCUUGCUGGAGAUUUACACAAAGAUCACCAACCACUUGAAGGACACGGCCUUCACUAGUCAAGAAGGUACCGCUGUACGCUCAGCAACCGAUGGUCAACGUGGCGAGGUCUUGAUGCUAGGGAACAACCUUCCUGGAGGCCUUAUCAGUCGCAACAAGUCAUCCAAAACAGACGACCAACGGCCCAUUUUCAAAGCUCCCGAACCCAAGGCAUCCGUAUUUGGUCUUGACAAGUUGGCUGAAAAGAAACGUGCUGCAAAGAAGGCCGAAGAGCGUGCGCAAAAGAGAGUCAAAGUAUCUUAUUGGGAUGAUGAAGAAGGGGAAGAGAACAAAGAUGAUACAGAAAUCACCAAAAGUCGACCCAAGUAUCGAGGAAAUCAUUUGGAGCCAGCAUCCCCUGAUCGCCGUGAUGAUAGACGUCGCAGGGACGAUAGAGACAAGCAUCGAUCAAGCAGACGUCAUGAUGAUUCGCGAUCGAGUCGCCGUGAUCAAGAGAGUAGUCGACGAGAAUAUGAUGAUCGAUCCUCCAGCAACAGACGUGAUGAACGACCGCAUACACCAGCAUCAACACCAGGACGUGAUGGCUCUGAAACACCUCGUCGUGGCGGUUUGAUUAAACGAAGUCAAUGGGCAUCAAUGACACCUCGAAGUCGUAUGGAGCCUCCUACACCACAACGAUCCACCAAUGGACGUAGUACAGAUAGCGGCUUGGGUCGAUCCAUUGGAAGUCGAUCGACAUGGGACUCUACGCCUUCCAUUCGAUCCAGUGUAUAUGAUGAAGUAGCCUUGGAAUACCCUGAGGAAUAUCCUGGUGAUGAAGAAGAUCGAAGGAGGUGGGAAGAGGAACAAGCACAAUUGGAUCGAGAUUGGUACUCGAUGGAAGAAUCAGGGGCUAUGGAUGAGACACACAAUCCGUUUGCAGAAUACGAGGCAACGACCAAAUUGCAGGAUGAAUCAUUGGAACAAAAGCAGAUCAAGAAACUCUCUGCUCGACAAGCUCAAUACAACAAGGACACUGAAAUGUGGGAGACAAGUCGAAUGUUGAGUAGUGGUGUUGCCCAACGUCGUGAAGUGGAUACGGAUUUUGAUGAAGAUAGUGAGAACCGAGUCCAUGUUAUGGUGCAUGAUAUCAAGCCUCCUUUCUUGAGUGGACGUGUGGUGUUUACAAAGCAGCUGGAGGCUGUUCAGCAUGUUCGUGAUCCAACUUCAGACAUGGCAAUCUGUGCCAAAAAGGGAAGCCGACUUGUACGAGAAAAGCGUGAGCAAGCUGAGCGUGCCAAGGCAACCAAGUUUGAGUUAGCUGGUACCACUCUGGGCAAUGUAAUGGGCGUAAAGAACAAUCCAAAUGAAGAGGAACAGCAAGAUGAAUCAACGGGCGAUUCCAAGUUUGCAUCUCAUCUCAAAGCGUCUGAAGCAUCCAGUGACUUUGCAAGGACCAAAUCUAUGCGAGAACAAAGAGAAUUUUUGCCAGUGUUUGCCGUCAGAGAGGAUCUCUUGCGUGUUGUCAGAGACAAUCAAGUGGUCAUCAUUGUUGGUGAAACUGGUUCAGGCAAAACUACUCAACUGACACAGUACCUGCAUGAAGAUGGUUAUACAAAGUAUGGAAAGAUUAGCUGUACACAACCUCGUCGUGUGGCAGCAAUGUCCGUGGCCAAGCGUGUUGCCGAGGAAGUUGGGACUAAGCUUGGUGAUCUCGUGGGUUAUUCAAUCCGUUUCGAAGACCAAACAUCCGAGAAUACAAUGAUUAAAUAUAUGACGGAUGGUAUCUUGCUUCGAGAAUCAAUGAACUCUCCCGAUUUGGACCAAUACAGUGCUAUCAUUAUGGACGAAGCUCACGAACGUGCAUUGAAUACCGAUGUGUUGAUGGGUCUUCUUAGAAAAGUCAUGGCGCGUCGAAGGGAUCUCAAGCUUAUUGUUACAUCCGCUACCAUGAAUGCUGACAGGUUUGCCCAAUUCUUUGGCAAUGCACCUUGCUUUUAUAUACCCGGUCGAACCUUCCCUGUCGAUGUCAUGUUUAGCAAGACCCCAUGCGAGGAUUAUGUGGAUAGCGCUGUGAAGCAAACUCUUGCCAUUCAUCUUUCACAACCUGCUGGCGAUAUCCUAGUGUUUAUGACUGGUCAAGAAGACAUUGAAGUUACAUGUACAGUAUUAAAAGAGCGUCUGGAACAGCUCGAGAAUCCACCCCCACUUGCCAUCCUUCCCAUUUAUUCCCAGCUGCCAGCUGAUUUGCAAGCCAAGAUCUUUCAGCGGUCUGAAAACAAUGCCCGAAAAGUGAUUGUCGCCACAAAUAUUGCUGAGACGUCUUUGACCGUUGAUGGUAUCAUGUAUGUGGUGGACACUGGUUAUUGCAAGCUUAAGGUGUACAACCCUCGUAUUGGUAUGGAUGCCUUGCAAGUGACACCUAUUAGUCAAGCCAAUGGCAAUCAACGUAGUGGUCGUGCUGGUCGUACCGGACCUGGUGUUGCUUACCGCCUGUAUACCGAAGAAGCUUAUCGUACUGAAAUGUUUAUGAACACCAUUCCUGAAAUCCAACGUACCAACCUUGCAAGCGUUGUGCUCCAGCUCAAAUGUCUUGGUGUCAAGAACCUGCUUGAUUUCGAUUUUAUGGAUCCACCUCCUCAGGAAAACAUCUUGAAUUCCAUGUAUCAGCUGUGGAUUUUGGGUGCGUUCGAUAACAAUGGUGAUCUCACUCCUAUUGGCCAAAAGAUGAAUGAAUUUCCAUUGGACCCAUCGCUUGCCAAAAUGCUGAUUACGGCUGAGGAGCAAGGUUGUACAGCUGAAGUAGUUACGAUUGUAUCGAUGCUUUCAGUGCCAUCCGUAUUCUAUCGACCCAAGGAGCGUAUGGAAGAGAGCGAUGCAGCACGUGAGAAGUUCUUUGUACCUGAAAGUGACCAUCUUACAUUAUUGCACGUGUAUACACAAUGGAAGUCAAACAACUAUCGCGAUGACUGGUGCAAUAAGCAUUUCAUCCAUUCGAAGGCUAUGCGCAAAGCUCGGGAAGUACGAUCACAGCUCAUUGACAUUAUGAAGAGCGUAAAGAUGCCCUAUGUAUCAUGCAACACGGAUUGGGAUAUCAUUCGUAAAUGUAUUUGUUCAGCUUACUUCCAUCAAGCUGCACGUGUCAAGGGUAUUGGCGAGUAUGUCAACUGCAGAACGGGUAUGAAGUGUCAUUUGCAUCCUACAAGUGCUCUCUUUGGUGCUGGUUUUACUCCCGAUUAUGUCGUAUAUCACGAGCUGGUGCUCACCUCCAAGGAAUUCAUGCAAUGCGUCACCUCUGUGGAUCCUUAUUGGCUUGCCGAAAUGGGCCCAAUGUUCUUUUCCAUUCGUGAACGUGAUGUUCGUUAG